Plasmopara halstedii is the source of this 270-nucleotide messenger RNA. RefSeq lists its product as uncharacterized. The transcript is spliced from 5 exons. Bases 1 to 270 code for a protein of 89 amino acids. Lineage: Eukaryota; Oomycota; Peronosporomycetes; Peronosporales; Peronosporaceae. The record is from RefSeq and is a predicted model, not a curated record.
AUGAAGCCGACGUCUAGCAAUGCUAAAAUUGAGAAUGGUAUUUCACACGUGAUCGAUAAACCUGUCGGGUCACAGUCGCUCGUAGUCGAUAAAAUGCUUAAAGUAGUGUGGGGUAAAUGCUCUGCGUCUUCUCUUGCAUCUACAUGUGUUUGUGUUGCGAGAAAAUGCUUAAUUGAUAACAUGCUCGCUUGUUUGCUGCUAUUUGAUGCAAUUGUGUACACACGUGUAAUCCAUGCAUCGUCUCGUGCUGAUAUCACAUCAUUGAGAUAA